Messenger RNA from Herpailurus yagouaroundi (jaguarundi), 3550 nucleotides. RefSeq names its product solute carrier family 11 member 2 (gene SLC11A2). Bases 663 to 2633 code for a protein of 656 amino acids. Gene Ontology annotation, cellular component: lysosomal membrane; endosome membrane; plasma membrane. The transcript is spliced from 18 exons. Gene Ontology annotation, molecular function: cadmium ion binding; nickel cation transmembrane transporter activity; ferrous iron transmembrane transporter activity. Lineage: Eukaryota; Metazoa; Chordata; Mammalia; Carnivora; Felidae. The record is from RefSeq and is a predicted model, not a curated record. Gene Ontology annotation, biological process: iron ion transmembrane transport; manganese ion transport.
GGCACUCAGUUGAUGUGAUCUCCUCUUUCCUUCUUUACUCUGUAGGCUAUAGGAAGUUUCUAAGUGGGGAAGAGAAAUAGAUUGAUCAGGAGGAAAUUGAGGAUGUGGAGGUCAGAGCUAUGGGGGCCUAAGCAGGAAGGUAGCAGUUGAAAUAGAAGGGGACAACUGACCUUGUGCAGCAGAUGCCCCAGUCCUGGGUUCGCAUGUCUUUGUUGUCAGCCUGUGGAUCACUGAUUGACCAGCCUGAGCCAGCGGGUCCCUCAGAUCCCAAGGGACAGACUGGGCGGUGCUUUUACCCACACCGUGAGACUCCUCAUAAUUGCAUCAGUGCUGCACGUACCUAUGGAAAAUACUAGUGGACUGUCAGGCUUGGGGCUAAUUGGUUUCAGCUAACACCUUAUGGGAGCAGAGUCCUUGUGCACAUGCUGCCGUGGUACAAGUGCCCUAACUAGCUUCACACCAAGGGGAGUGGCAUCCUGAAGGAAAGCAAUUCCUUUGACUCCACCCCUUUCAUCCACUGCCACUCACAGAUUGGCCUCCAGCUCCUGCCCGGGGGAUCAAAGACGAAAUCUUAGAAUACACGUUUUCAAACUCAAUUAAUUGUUCAUUAAUAUCCGGGAGUGGCAGAUAUACGAUGCUUCCCUUUUCAUGGCAGGUCAAAGAUGAAAUUUGAUUAUGCUUUGAAGGGUGUGGUUUGCCUCUUGAAAUUCCCUGCAGUGUCUUUACCAACGUGGUGUUGCCCAGAGCAGCCCAAGUGCCCUUAUCUAACCAAGGGAGGCGCACUUGUCUGCAUAUAUACAGGCAGGAGCCGACACUCGGAAAAGUCAAAUCCAGCCUGCACAAUGAAGAAGCAACCUAAGAAGGAUGAAGCUCCACACUGUGAGCUCAAAUCCUAUUCUAAGAACUUGGACACUCAGUCAUCCACCAUGGUAUUGGGUCCUGAACAGAAGAUGCCAGAUGAUGAUGCUUCUGGAGACCAUGGGGACCCUGCCAGUCUUGGUACCCUCAACCCUGCCUAUAGUAACUCAUCUCUUUCCCAGUCCACUGGGCACUCACAGGAGCCCUUCACCACCUACUUUGAUGAGAAGAUUGCCAUUCCUGAAGAGGAGUAUUCUUGUUUUAGCUUUCGUAAACUCUGGGCUUUCACGGGACCGGGCUUUCUUAUGAGUAUUGCCUACUUGGAUCCAGGAAACAUCGAGUCUGAUUUGCAGUCUGGAGCGGUGGCUGGAUUUAAGUUGCUCUGGGUUCUUCUGUUGGCCACCAUGGUGGGGCUCCUACUCCAGCGCCUUGCAGCUAGACUGGGAGUGGUCACGGGGUUGCAUCUUGCUGAAGUGUGUCACCGUCAGUAUCCCAGGGUCCCACGAAUUAUCCUAUGGCUGAUGGUGGAGUUGGCUAUCAUUGGCUCAGAUAUGCAAGAAGUUAUUGGCUCAGCCAUUGCCAUCAAUCUCCUGUCUGUAGGAAGGGUUCCUCUGUGGGGUGGAGUUCUCAUCACCAUUGCAGAUACCUUUGUAUUUCUCUUUUUGGACAAGUACGGCUUACGGAAGCUAGAAGCAUUUUUUGGCUUUCUCAUCACUAUUAUGGCCCUCACAUUUGGAUAUGAGUAUGUUACAGUGAAACCCAGCCAGAGCCAGGUACUCAAGGGCAUGUUCCUGCCAUCCUGUCCAGGCUGUCACACCCCACAGAUCGAGCAGGCUGUGGGCAUCGUGGGAGCUGUCAUCAUGCCACACAAUAUGUACCUGCAUUCUGCCUUAGUCAAGUCCAGACAGGUAAACCGAGCCAAUAAGCAGGAGGUACGAGAAGCUAAUAAGUACUUUUUCAUUGAAUCCUGCAUUGCUCUCUUUGUUUCCUUCAUCAUCAACGUCUUUGUCGUCUCCGUCUUUGCCGAAGCAUUUUUUGAAAAAACCAACGACCAGGUGGUUGCAGUCUGUAGAAAUGCGAGCAGUCCCCACACCAGCCUCUUUCCUGACGAUAACUCGACACUGGCUGUGGACAUCUACAAAGGGGGUGUUGUACUGGGAUGUUACUUUGGGCCUGCUGCACUCUACAUCUGGGCAGUGGGGAUCCUGGCUGCAGGGCAGAGCUCUACCAUGACAGGAACCUAUUCUGGCCAGUUCGUCAUGGAGGGAUUCCUGAACCUAAAGUGGUCACGCUUUGCCCGAGUGAUUCUGACCCGCUCUAUUGCCAUCAUCCCCACUCUGCUUGUUGCCAUCUUCCAGGAUGUAGAGCAUCUAACAGGGAUGAAUGACUUCCUGAAUGUUCUGCAGAGCUUACAGCUUCCCUUUGCUCUCAUACCCAUCCUCACAUUUACGAGCUUGCGGCCAGUAAUGAGUGACUUUGCCAAUGGAAUAGGCUGGAGGAUUGCAGGCGGGAUCUUGGUCCUUAUCGUCUGUUCCAUCAACAUGUACUUUGUCAUGGUUUAUGUCCAGGAACUAGGGCAUGUGGCAUUGUAUGUGGUAGCUGCUGUGGUCAGUGUGGCUUAUCUGAGCUUUGUGUUAUACUUGGGUUGGCAAUGUUUGAUUGCACUGGGCAUGUCCUUCCUGGACUGUGGGCACACGUACCAUCUGGGACUGACAGCUCAGCCUGAACUCUACCUUCUGAACACCGUGGAUGCUGACUCACUUGUGUCUAGAUGACUGACAGCCUGAGAGACUGUUUACGAACCACUUUGUCUUAGUCCUUUUGUGCCAGGUGUCCUGUUAACAUAUCUCUGUUAGUUCAGAGGUGAGUUUUGUUCAGAUGUUUUGAACAAAAGUCAAAGAUUUCCUCAUGGGAAGGGUGUUAAAAGCUGCCAGCUCUAAGUGUAGGACAGAGACCCACCCACCUCAUGAUGGUCCUACAGUAGCCAGAGUGACAUGAUUGGCCCACGGUGGCCACACACCCCUAUGGGCUUGUGUCUUGACCUCUGGAAUUUAAAAAAUAUAUAUGUGUAUAUAUUUAUGUAAACCUGAACAUGUCAGUUUGGGUAGAGUUUUAAGGUUAUGUGAAAUUGAUAGGUCUUUCUUAUUUUUUUUAAAGCUAUAGAUAAAUCAGAUAUUUGUUUUCUCUGGGUCACAAGUGACAGAGGAAAGGGAGUAAUGCUCUUUUUCAGAAUGAUCUGGUCAAAUUGACUUGCCUUUUAAAGUGACACUUGACUAUGGCUAGUUAAAUUCGAUUUCAGUUUUAACCAGACCCUUAGCGACUACUGACUAGCAGCACAUCAUUUCUAAAGAAAACAGUUCUUCUUUUCAGCAGAUUUAUCCUGGUUAUAUUGUGUGCUUUGCAAUUAUUAUUCUUUGUUGCUUUUCUUGAAAUCUUGUCAGAGGUAUGGUGGUAUUUCCCAAAGAGCUUAGUACCUCAUCAGAAGAUUCAGAAACCAUACUCUAACCAAUGAUCAGUUUUCCAUGUGACAUCGUAACUCAGCCCAUUCUAGCAUUCAAGCUUUAGGGAUAAAAAGAAGAACCUUCUAACAUUUCACUUUGUAAGUCCCAAACAGAAAAUGAUGGGAGGUUACUUGUUUUCUUUCUAACGUUUGUAGAGUUCUACCAUGUCUUUUCUUCCCAUUUUUCCCCAC